UUUACAAUUUAGAAGAAAAUAAAUUUGUAUCCAAAUAAACGCAUUUCCUUCCUUUUUGAUAUAUAAUUUCAGUCAACGGCGUCAUGCUGAUGUAAGGCUAUGUAAUUACAAUUUUCUUAUCUAUCUGACAACCCUUAAACCAUCGUGUAAUCAUGGAUGCUGAAGAGGAAUCCUGUUGUCAAAUCUCAAAGAAGGCAUACACUAUCCUGGAGACAAUGAUGACUGAAACUAAUUUGGGCCUCGAGGACCUGAUCAAGGCAUUGUUUAGUCUUUAUAGGACUUACUCAAUUAUAGCACCAGAUGAACCUGAAAGCAACAGUGCCAGUGAUGAUCAGUGUCAAACAGAAAAAACGUUUGAGAUUAAGACACCGGUUCAGACAUUCCCUUCAUCAACUCUGAGAAGGUCACAGAGAUCUACUAGAUUAGGAACAAGGACUGAAAAUACUGGACUAGAAAAUUCCAACUCUCUCAGUCAAGAACAAGACAAUAGUGCAGAUACAACAAAAGUUCCUAUUUGCAAGCUGGAAAGCCAGAGUUUUGGCUCAAUCAGCACCAGCCCUAUAUCCGCUGAGGAUUCUCAAGAUGAUUCUGUGAUACAUUUAAGUGAAGAAGCAAAAGAUAUCCUGCCAAAAUCUGAGGUGGAAAGUGAUGGAAAAACUAAGAAGAGAAGAAAACCUAAAAGAAAAAAUAUGAGCAAUGGGAAAAAUACAAGCAAGAAGAUGAGAAAGAAAAAAUUAUGCAAGCAAGAGAUCGAAAAAGAAACUGAACAAGCUGUAGAAAGUAUUGGCAAUCCUAAAGCAGACAUAUUUAACCAAAAGGAGCCAUUGCAUAUUAAGAAUCGCCCGUUUUGCUGUAGUAUAUGUGCUGCCAACUUCAAACUCAAACACCACCUGGAGGCCCAUAUGAACGUUCACAAGUCAGGGACAAUACAUAUUUGUGAAGAGUGUAAAAAACAAUUCAAGUCAGCGGAUAAUUUAAAACGUCAUGCCAAAACUCAUCAAGCAAUUAGGGCACCUAAAAAAUACAAAUGUGAUGUGUGUAAAUAUCAAUCAGAUUACCCAAGUGACAUAAAUAAACACAAGGUUCGGCACACAGAGGAGAAAUGUUUUAAAUGUGAUGUUUGUAACUUUGAAACGAACUGGAAAAAGAAUCUCAAAGACCACAUGACUACACAUAGCGUUGAAAAGAAGUUUAAUUGUGAGCAGUGUGAUUAUGUAACUCAUAGUAUGAUAAAUUUAGGUAGCCAUGUGAAAAGGUGUCAUGGCCCGAAGUGGGUUUGUGAAGUUUGUGGUGAAGAAUAUUGCUCUCUUGAGUAUCUUGCGGAACAUUUGAACAAACAUGGGAAUGUGCUACCUCAUGUUUGCCCUCACUGCAGCUAUCGUACGAGUUAUCGGGCAAAUUUUCAGAAGCAUUGCCUUAUUCACACUCAAGUUAAACGCCAUAAAUGUGACACUUGUAACAAGAGGUUUACUCAGAAAUCACAUUUGGAUGCACACAUCAAAGCUAUUCAUUCUAACCCAAAUAAGGAAUAUCGUUGUCAUAUUUGUGAAUAUGUCACAAUGCGAAGCCAGAGUCUGAACAGUCAUAUGAAGAAACAUCACAAAUCUAAAGAUAAAGAUAACAUGCAGAAUAAUUUGAGUGCAUCUUCAGCUUCUGUAAAUGUCAAUAAUGAUCAACCUGUAGGAAUUCCAACAAAAAGUGAUGUUUCGGUAAACCUUGAUAACUUAGUUGCUGCGGCAGAGAUUCUAGCUGAAUGCUCUUCACCUGAAAAAGAUAUGUCGGCUGAACAUAAUUAUGCUGUAAGUAAUAUCAUUAUGUCUAGUGCACCCGAGAUUGCAUUUCAAAACCAGGCUCAGGUGCUCAUGCCUGACGUGCACAUCCUAGGUCCAAGCGCUCCAAAUUUGCCGACACCUGUCCCAAUUUCACAGCAACAACAGCAGAUCUUGCUCUCCCAAGAGUUCCAUAAUUUGAAUAAUCUUCCUCCUAGAUACCAGGAUAGUUUGACUCUUCCUGUUUUGAAUGUGCAUGACUUCCACCAGCAACAGACAGCUGGAGAAGGCUAUUCUACAUACACAAUCCAUCAUGUUAUGACACCUUUGCAAGGCUGCCAUCCUGCUGGCAUCUGAUGAAAUGCUAUUUUAUACCUCGUGGGGUCAUAUACUUGUACUGUAAAAAUGUUUGAACAUUAUUUUGUGAGCCACUCUGGUGAAAGGAGGCUCUGUUGGGGGUGAGGGGAGGGGAGCCACAUUUUCAAUAUGUGGUUCACAACCCAUCUACAAAGUUCAAAUUGUAGAGGAGGGGGGCCAUGGUAUGUUUGUUCUUAUUUUACUAGGUUACGACAGGAUAUGAUAAUUGUAUAUUUAUUCAUGUUUGUUAUUUGGGAUUUUAU
This is a messenger RNA of Lineus longissimus, 2389 nucleotides long. RefSeq names its product zinc finger protein 112-like. The transcript has 5 exons. Gene Ontology annotation, cellular component: nucleus. NCBI's taxonomy places the organism in Eukaryota, Metazoa, Nemertea, Pilidiophora, Heteronemertea, Lineidae. The record is from RefSeq and is a predicted model, not a curated record. Bases 153 to 2126 code for a protein of 657 amino acids. Gene Ontology annotation, biological process: regulation of transcription by RNA polymerase II. Gene Ontology annotation, molecular function: DNA-binding transcription factor activity, RNA polymerase II-specific; RNA polymerase II cis-regulatory region sequence-specific DNA binding.